This is a messenger RNA of Coprinopsis cinerea okayama7#130, 1497 nucleotides long. RefSeq lists its product as hypothetical. The coding region runs from base 1 to 1497 and encodes 498 amino acids. The transcript has a single exon. The record is from RefSeq and is a predicted model, not a curated record. Lineage: Eukaryota; Fungi; Basidiomycota; Agaricomycetes; Agaricales; Psathyrellaceae.
AUGGCCAACUACUCUGCCCAAGACGACAUUUUCUCAAGCUCAAACUUUUUAUCUGCUUCCUCCAAAAAGUCCCCGGUCAAGGCAGUCAACGCUCGCAAGUCAUCAGCUUCGUUGCGCGGUGCUCCCGUCCUCGCCAAUGGCACCAGUGACGACGCGCCCAACGGCCGACACCAUUCACUGGCGCAUGAACUGGCUGUGGCUCUUAUGCCAGAGCCGACAGCAGGCUCGAAGCUCUUGGCCGAAGAGUUCGGGAUAGAAUUCGACGAAGGGGCGGAAGGGAUCGACGAAGAAGACGAAGACGGAGUGUCAACCCAUCCCAGCGAACACAUCUCUGAAGCAGACCACGACGUCCAGUUCGGAGCACACCAGCACCAACUUAAUUCUGAUAUCCCUUCAUUUGCGGACGAAUUCGCGGCACACCACCACCACAAUGACUACCACCAAGGCCCUUCUUUUGAAGAUGAAAUUUCCUCAAUGGCCGCGACGGAGGAAGAUACUCAGCAUGAUCUCGACCCUGUCUUCAACAGUCCUUCAAUCAAAAGGCAGAGGACAAGGCAGAGGACACCAGAGAAGGACGCCAUGAUCGUUUUGUCCGAGAACGUCGAGUUUGCAGACAAGUUCCUGACCCAGCUGCGCACACUGGACACUGAUCCCACCGCCACGGGCAGGGGCUCGUCGUCACAGCAACCCAUGCUGGAACGGUUGGCAUCUGACAUUGUGCGGCGGAUCAACGAGACGGCGAGGGAGAGGGAAGGUCAGGUUCGCCAAUUGUUCGACUGCGAGAGAGAAUUUAAGAAGAUCAGUGGAGAGGUCAACGGCGCGGACGCUCUGGGCAACCUGGAUGAGCUCGAACAAAUCGAGGACUUGACAGAUCCUCCACCGUCGAGCUCGAACCUCAAUCAGACCUUGCGUGUGGAAUCACGACAACUCCAUACGCUCGAGGAAGAGCCUUCGUCUCCAGCUGCACACAAUCUUUCGAACCCCUACAACGACUGGGAGCUGGAUCCAGAUAGAAACCAUCUCGGAGACGCCGACCCGGAUUAUGAUGCAUCUCCGCCAACCUCUCCCGUUAAAGACUCCUUCCCUCCUCCACCUCAACUCGCAGGCCCCGUCACGCCAGCCAAGGUCCUCGUCCACUUAUCACAUAUCCGUACUGUCACAACCACAGUCGUAUCCUCGUUAUCCUCGAUAUCAGAGCACGCCCAGGUCACGGGCGUUGCCACCACCGACGCCGGUCGCAAGAUACGUUCCUUGAAGAACAAACUCGGAGAUCUCAAGACAGAGUGGGAGAACGCCGAGAAGAGCAAGGCCAGGAUCGAGAGAUGGGAGGCCGGCAUCUCCGAAACAGACGAGAACAAGUCAGUUCUGUUGUCCCCUUCACGACCCUCGAAACGUAUAGACGGAAGGAAGAUCGUCCAAGAACACCUGCAGGCUUUCGAACAAGCCUUAGUAGAAGCAGCGCUCAAGACUCAAGCUAUUAUGGCUCGCUCGGCAUGA